AAAAAAGAAGAUAUACUUCUGUAUUGUAUAGAACGUAGACUAUACAUGAACCCUAAUUCCAAGGAUAUAUAUGUCAUACUCGUAUUAUAUUGGUGGAUAAUAUACAAGAGAUAACCAACGGACAAAAAUAAAAUCUACUUUUUCUUCUGAUAUUUUAUCUGUACACCAAAAAGAAUGGGCGGCUUUUGGUUUUAAAGACUGUUGUUGUUUUUGUUUCUGUCUGUAAAACACAAAAGAAAAUUUAUUGCUCUUGAAGAUAUUAAAAAUCAGACAAGCUAAGCUGUUCAAGAAAAAUAUUACUCUGUUGAGAAAAGUAAAACUGAUGGGAAAGAGAAGAUUUCAGAAAGCAAAGGAACCGUCAGUAACGGCGACGGUCGCAGAAGUUUCAUCUCCGACGGAGUCUCAGACUACAAGGAGACGAAGAGGAAGGCCAAGGAAGAAUCUUGAGAACCCCGAAGAUUUCAAGAAGGAAGAAUCUGAAGAAGACGAGGAUUACGAAGAGUACGAGGACGAAGAAGAAGAAGACGAAGAAGCUGAGGUUAUUAACAGAGAGAAGCAGAAGAAGAAAGUUAGGAGUAGUAGUAGUAUGGAAGAGGAGCAAAAGAUGAAACAUGAAGAGUUAGAGGAGGAGGAGGAGAAGCCGGAGAUGAAGAUGAAGGUGGUGGUUCCACCGCCGUCGUCUAGACGGUCGAGGAGGAAAAGUACGCCGGUGAAGAGCUGGUAAAUCUUUAUUACCGUAUCAUCAAUGGAGUUGUUGUGUUUGUGUGUGUUUUUGGAUUAACUAUUGUUGGAUUAUAAAUUAAUUGAAACCAUCAUGGGAAGAAAAAACAAUUGAUUUUAUAAUUUCUUGGAUCUGUUAGUUCAAAACAAGAAACAAAUCUUUGUAUUUUGGUGCAUCAAAAUAACUUUAGACAUA
Arabidopsis lyrata subsp. lyrata is the source of this 916-nucleotide messenger RNA. Its product is annotated as nucleolin. The transcript has a single exon. Lineage: Eukaryota; Viridiplantae; Streptophyta; Magnoliopsida; Brassicales; Brassicaceae. The record is from RefSeq and is a predicted model, not a curated record. The coding region runs from base 323 to 724 and encodes 133 amino acids.